AUGGACUUCCAAGAGCCAAUCUCCUUCCAAAUCAUCCUGACCUCAUCCUUUUAUAACCAUUGCUGGACGCAAGAUCUGGGCUCUUCUUGGCUUGGUGAAGUUCAGACUCUCUGGGAUAGCAAGAAUGGUGCUUCCAUUUUCAUGUGGCCUUGGUCCACUGGUCACUUCAGCAAGGAGCAGCUCACAGAGCUGGAAAGGAUACUCCAUACAAACUCCAUGAGAUUUCUUCAGAUAAUUCAUGACAGUGUCAGUGAUGGGCAGCUUGAAUGUGAAUUCACCACCCUCGAGGGUGGGAUAGAAGAGGCAGGUCUGUGUGUGUCCUUGGAUCCUUCCUCAUCAAGGAAAGAGCCUCCACUGUUCUCCUAUGACCACCCGUUUCCCUGGCCUCCAACCAGGCACCUCUGGUCCUCACUCUAUCCCUUCCAAGUACAUGGCAGAAGCUGUGAGCUAUAUGUUGGGGAACCAUCAGUAGGCUUUGCCCAGAUUGUUUACCAAGGAUCAGAUUUCCUGAGCUUCUAGAACAUGUCAUGAUCCCAUCUCCAAAUGGAGGAAGUAGGGCUCAACAGGUCUGCAAACAAUUGACUCAGUUCUAUAUCAUUCACAAAUUAGUACACACACUCCUCUAUGACACUUGCCCUGGGUUCCUGCUGAGUCUCUCUGAAGCAGGGAAGGUGAAACUCCAGCUACAAGGUCAGUCCUGCUCCCUCCCUCCAAGUAUUCUGCAUUCUACACUCAGAAAUCUGCACCAUGCCCUCAAAUUCAGGGUAAGAAAGAGCCAUGAGAGAGAGAGGAUGAUGGUGACAGUUCUAGAGGUGGAAAGGUGUGUCUAUCCAAAGUGAUGGCAUUCAAAUUGGC
Molecule: messenger RNA, 855 nt
Organism: Canis lupus familiaris (dog)
Lineage: Eukaryota; Metazoa; Chordata; Mammalia; Carnivora; Canidae
Product: T-cell surface glycoprotein CD1b-like
Source: RefSeq, a predicted model, not a curated record